This is a messenger RNA of Colletotrichum chrysophilum, 2520 nucleotides long. RefSeq lists its product as uncharacterized. Lineage: Eukaryota; Fungi; Ascomycota; Sordariomycetes; Glomerellales; Glomerellaceae. The coding region runs from base 1 to 2520 and encodes 839 amino acids. The record is from RefSeq and is a predicted model, not a curated record. The transcript is spliced from 4 exons.
AUGAACGUCAACGUUAACCCCAACAUGGCCAACAUGAACGCCAUGGGCGGCCCUGUCGGUGCUCCCGUACCCAUGAUGAAUAAUGGCGCAGUCGCACCUCAGGUCGCUGGCCCCCGACAAAUGCCCGUUCCCACCGAGAGCCAAAGAACAUUGCUCAACACUUACAUUUACGAAUACUUUCUCCGCCAUCAAAUGUUUGACUGUGCGCGAUCGCUCGUCAACGGAGACCAUCAAAUAAACGUCACUAAGGAUGGUGCAAACCGACGGAGGGAUGAAAAUGGCAAUCUGCUUGGGAAUGGCUUGGGUGACGAUCCUAUGGAUACCGACUCAAAGGAUGACAUUGACGCGAAGCUCCCUGAUGAUCUUCCCGCUCCCAAACUGCCCAUGCCUGCUUCCGAAUCCUCAUUCUUGUACGAGUGGUUCUGCCUGUUCUGGGAUAUUUUCAACGCGCAACGUACCAAGGGCGGCAACGGCCCUGUAAAUCAAUACGUCAGCCACACCCAGCAACAAUCCCGCAUGCGCCAAAACCAGCAGCAGGAGCUUCUCCGUCAGAUGCGCCCCGAGGGCCUGGCCGCUCAGCAGCAAUAUCACAACCAGAUGAUGCGCAACAUGCAGAAUGGUGGCAUGGCCAUGAACAUGAAGCAGGGAAACCUCGCGCGCACAGCUAUGGCAAACAAUCAGAACAACCCCCAAGCCAUGCAAAUGCUUCAGCAUAAGCAGACUCAAAUGCAACGCGACCCGUCUGACAUGGAGGGAAACCGACAGCGCCCCUCCUCGCCUGGUUCUGGCGAAAAUGCUCCUUCACCCUCAAAGCGACCUCGCCUGGACGGAACGCCUUACAACCCGAGUCAGCCUGGGAUGAUGCCGAAUGGGAGACCACAGCAGGGCAUGCCAGGCCAGCAGGUGGGGACCGCCCCAAACGUAGCUCAAGCCCAGCAAAUGCUCAUCACCAACGGCAUUAACCCGGCACAGCUGACCCAGCAGCAGUUCACGACAUUCUCAAAUCAACCACCUGCUGUACAAGCGAAGUCCAUUGCCACAUACGCUGCGAAUCUGCAGCAACACCAGGCCAGCCAGAUGCCGAACAAGCCUAUGCCUAACGCGGCCGGUCCUCAGGGUCAAGGAUCCCCUAUGAUGGCACAGGGCCCUGAUCAAGCUGGGCUGGCCGCAUACUAUAACGCCGGCGAGAUGCCUGCCGGCAUUCGACCUGGCCCUGGCGGUGCCCAGGCCGGCGGUGGAAGUAACCACGCUCUGCAAGAUUAUCAAAUGCAGCUAAUGCUUCUGGAGCAGCAGAACAAAAAGAGACUUAUGAUGGCUCGACAGGAACAGGACAGCAUGGGCGGUGCUAUGCCAAGAGGAGACGGCCCUGCCGGUCCUGGCGGUCCCGGUGCUCCUCCAGGCCCCAACGGCCAGCCAUUCCCUGAGACUUCCCCUCAAGGUGCUAGGACAGGAGCCUCGCCCAACCCGACAGAGCAGAUGAAGCGUGGUACGCCCCAGAUGAACAACGCGGGCAUACCUUCACCCUUGCCGGAGGGCGCCCAGUCUCGGGGCUCCCCCAAUCCCAUGAACUUCAUGGGCAACCAGAUGGAUCCCAACAUGGCACCCCACUUCUUCAAGGGCAUGGCGAAUAUGGACGGGAACAUGGUGCCAAACCCUCAGAUCAAUGGCAUGCGCCCGCCUAGCUCGCAUCCAGGCCAGACCUUCAACGGCCAGAUGAACCCUCAACAGAUGAUGGCUGCGAGACAGCAGCAACAACAGCAACAAGCGGCUCAGCAGCAGCAGCAGCAAGGCCAGCCUCCGCAACAACAGCAACAGCAGCCUCAACAAGGUGGUCAAGGCAAUCAACCUGUGCAAUGGCAAGGAGGUCCGAACGGCAACCAGAUGGUACCUCAGGGCCCUCAGGGUCAAGUCCAGGGCACCCCUCAGCAGCGAUCAAUGCCACCACCGUCUGCGCCUGCCGCCGCGAACGCAAACCGUACAAACACCUCGUCCCCUCAGCAAGCAACUGCAGCGCCACCCACUCCUUCGCAAGCCAAUAAGGCAGCGCCCAAGAAGAAGGAUAACAAGAACGCAAAGGCCAAGGCUGCCACACAAAAGAAGUCAAACCCCAAUCUCAACAGCGGAGCCACGCCGGCGGCUGAUGGCACUCAAGACCAGGAGCCGCCAACCCCGGCGACGCCCAUCACUCCUGUCAACCCCGCAAGCUUCAAAGCUGGCCAGAACGCGCCGGUCUCUGCCGUUCCCAAUGGACAGCCUCCAGCUCCCGCAGCCGCACCUGCGCCCCAGGUCGCUCCUCAAGCUCACUCGGAUGCCAACCAGAACGGAUCGUUUGGCAUGGACAGCACGAAUGGCAUGGUCGAUUUCGGAGCCAUGGCAUUUGCGGACCCUCUCGUCUCCGAUAACGUCCUAAACGACUUCGAUUUCGACUCGUUCUUGCACGAAGAUGGUGACAAUCAAGCCUUUGACUUCAAUACCGGCUCUUUCGGCAUGGAGGGUGCCAACGAGAUCGGCGCAGACUAG